UUUGAAAGUUGUAGCUUACGGAUGGGCAAAGAUGUGAAAACUAUAGGUUUAAUUUUAGUAAGGGGGUAGUAGCUCCAAAUAAAUCGAAAGUUAGUAUUUCUGUUGUUAAUAAAUACUCCGCAGACAUGUCCCUGCCACCUGCUAAAGAGUCUGAGCUUAGACAAAUAAUCCAUGAUCAGCUGAUUAAGAUGGAUGUCCAUGGGAGGAUCCGGGAGGUUUUAGCUGAGUCUGUACGUCAGGAACUGGGCCCAGGACAGCAGUUGUCAGAGGAACAGAUAAUGAGGGCAUUGCGGAGAAGAGGAAUCAUUGAUGAUGUGAUUAAGGAGCUCAGUUUCACUGCAGAUAUGUCAGACAAAGAAACUGCCUCUGCACCAAAGCCUCCUGUACAUUUUGUGGACCGUGAACCUGCUGAAUUAAAGAAAGUGAACAUUGAUCCAUCAAGAAGAUAUUUGUACCUUCAAGUUAAUGGUGGAAAGGCUUUCCUAGAACAUCUUCAGGAGCCUGAACCUCUACCUGGUCAGAUUUGCCCUACCUUCAUCUUAUACAUGCACUUCCGAAACCAACGAUUUCGUUCCAAACCUGUGCCCUGUGCAUGUGAGCCAGAUAUUCAGGAUGGGUUUUUACUUGAAAUACAUCGAGACAGUCUAGGUGAUGGCAGCAAGAUGGCAGAUGCAACCACUUUGUUGUCCAUUUGUGAUCCCAUACACAUGGUUCUGAUCAAGCAUGACCCGUCUGGUGAAACUACUCUCCUAGCAUCCCAUUUUUUAGAAUGGCGAUCUGUCUUGAGUUCCCCAGAUGGAAAAAUUAGUACUGCAGUGGAACUGCUAGGCGUAGGCGCAGAGUCCAAAGUUCCUGUUGGAGUUCUUAAUAUUAAACUUGAACUUUAUCCACGACUUAAUCAAAUAUUAAGUCAGGAAAUUGUGAAUACUCAGUUUACUUUGGAGCGCCAGAGAACAGCAGAGAAGGAAAGAUUGUUUCUUGUCUAUGCCAAACAGUGGUGGAGAGAAUAUUUGCAGAUCCGGCCUUCCCACAGUACACGGCUAGUGAAAAUAUUUGCACAGGAUGAAAAUGGUGUGAAUCGUCCUGUUUGCUGUUAUGUAAGACCUGUACGUGCAGGGCGGUUACUAGACACUCCAAGACAGGCAGCUCGAUUUGUUAAUUUGCUUGGUUAUGAGAGAGCACCUGUGGUCGGAGGAGGCGGAAAACAGGAACAGUGGUGCACACUGCUGGGCUUUCUUUGUAGAAAUAAGGGAGACUGUGAGGACCAUGCUACCUUGUUAUGCAGCCUGUUGCUUGGUUUUGGACUGGCUGCUUAUGUCUGUGUUGGAACAAAAGCGAAGGGUGUCCCACACACUUGGGUGAUGACUUGUGGCAUCGAUGGAACUGUCACCUUCUGGGAGAGCUUAAUGGGACACAGGUAUAUCCAUAAGCCUAUUAACCCAGAUGACCCCCCACUUGUUGAGCAACCAAAACCAACAUAUCCAUAUCGAACAGUUGGCUGUGUGUUCAACCACCAGAGUUUCUUUGCCAAUUGUCAACCUUCUGAUGCAGUAGAACUUUCUGUCUUUGAUCUUCGUGAUGAGUCUAGAUGGAAGGCUAUGAGUGAAGAAGCAAUCAAGUCUGUGUGCUCUCCAGGAUCCACUGUGUCACUACCACCUUUCCCUCCUCUCUGUGCCCCUGUGAUUGAUGCAGCAGUAGUGAGCAACGAUAUUGAACUUGAGCUCAGGGCUUUAGUUUCCGCACAUCGAAAGGAUCUGGAUUUGAGUACAGUCUGGGAUGACCAGCUCUCAUACCUUCUGUCACCUGCAUUAGCAGCCUAUGAAAUUGAACGGACCACAGGCAUCUCAGCAGGCAAUGAAGAGUUUCAAGAUGCUAUACGAAGAGCAGUACCAGAUGGUCACACAUUUAAAGGGUUUCCUAUUCAUUUUGUGCACAGAAACGCCAGAAGGGCCUUUGCCACAUGUUUACGGUCCCCUUUUUGUGAAGAAAUCAUCUGCUGUCGUGGAGACCAUGUUCGACUUGCAGUUCGCGUACGAGUGUUUACAUACCCUGAAUCUGCAUGUGCAUUGUGGAUUAUGUUUGCUUGCAAAUACCGCUCUGUACUUUGAUGCAAAUUUAAUGUGAUACUUCGUUGUACAUCUGUUUUCAUUAUAGGGAUUCAUAUAUUUAUUAAUUUGGACUGUCUUUGUGUAUAUAAAGUACUGUGAAGUACUUCUGUUACAGGACAGUCUAGACAAAUGUAUGUUCCCAUCAUGUGGCUUUGGAAAAAUCAGUUCUUUAGCAAUGUGUUUGUAUGGUGUGUAUUUAUGUAUUGAUAUUGCAAAAAAAGAUUUUAAAUAUGUAAGGUAUUUUAUAUAAUAUAC
Molecule: messenger RNA, 2363 nt
Organism: Protopterus annectens (West African lungfish)
Lineage: Eukaryota; Metazoa; Chordata; Ceratodontiformes; Protopteridae
Gene: CEP76
Product: centrosomal protein 76
Exons: 12
Coding region: 126-2108 (660 amino acids)
Source: RefSeq, a predicted model, not a curated record